AUUACAACAGAAGAGUUGGGGAAACACUAUGCGUUUCAAUUGAUUAAGAACUGCGCAAUUUCUUAGUAUCCAUCGCCGCUUUGGUCCCGGUGUCCUAAAAUAUAUUGAUAUCUAAAGGCUUGUUUGAAUUGAACAUGCGUGUGGCCUAUACUGGCGGUUGUAGCAGCUACGUACUUGGCGAUUUUGAAACGGAAUGGUCAAUUAUUCUGCGAGAGGGCUAUACAUUCAUUUUGGAAGACGAUAUGCAAGAUUAGAAAUUACUGUACAGCUUUGAAAUUGUGCAACAACACGAGACUAAUCGUUGUGCCAUGCCCAUGGCUGAUUCUCUAAAUGCUCUCAUCUCUCCCAAGCAACGAUUUCAUAAUGUAUCUGCGUGUACAGUUUCUGCAAGACGACAUUUUCUAAACGGAGUAAGGAUUUUUGACACAUUAUUCAGCUGUUACUUCAUUUGGGGAACGGUUUUGGGAGGCUACGUGGCUGAACGAACGUCAUUCGUGUGGAAAGAAGAUGUGUUACGCCGUUUUUUUUCUGUUACAGUGUGCAGCAACGGCACCUCCCAUGAGAAAGCAGCAUGCACAAACAGCGGAACAAGGCCUAACAUGAUGCCACGGCCUCGGUGUGCUGUUGGCAUGGGCCAGCCUGGCAUCACCUGAACAAACAUUAAAGAUGUUAACAUCACGGUCAGGGGCUUUGCAGCCACAGCAAAGAGCCAAUCAUAAUGAAGUGUGGGAAUGCGGGGCCGUCUGGUUGGCGCACGCAGUUGGCCUGGUACAGACGAUACCUGGCCCACGCAGGUACACACCCACGCACAGAACACACACGGUGGGAGGACGACACUGUGGCAGGAGGUGCAGGCAGAGAGAGAGAGAGCGCCUUAGGUGUCGUAAUAUGGUGGUCAACUGAGCCUCCAACCUCCCUGCCGCUGACCAGACGUGGCAUAUACAGGGCUGAAGAAAUCCCAGAGAUGAUUGGCUGUAGAAGCUGAGACUCGACGAGACAGAGGAUCUUGAACUCGGUGCUAUUCUGUAAGUUCAACUGGCUGUAUUGUAUUGGUGCUGGUGACGUGUCGAGGGUCUUCCUCGGUGUUGGCGCGUGGCCUUCUCUGUGCUGCGGUGGAGGGCUUCACAGACGCAGCUAGUGUGGCUGGAUGCAUCACACGGUAGAGCAGUUUGUCGGGCGUGGCACACGGGACUCCUUCCCUCUGGACGGACUCAGCCGGGGAACAUGGGCUCCCGUGGGUGGCCACGUCACCUGGGCGCAACCUGCCAGGUGUCCGCCAGGUGUCAAUCAACACCAGCUCCUACCCCAUCUACCUCCCAGUCACAUGGGUGGACUGACCCAUCCCAGUAAAUUCUUCAAUAAUGGGCCCAUGCAGGUGCGUGGCAGUGAGAAGCAGGAGCUGGCCCAGGCCAUGUUACCUGGCCUCCAGAGAGCGGACCAGCAACACCUCCCUCCUCCCCCUCACAGGGCGUGGGAACAGCCAGGUCAGCUGUACGAGUCACCCCCCCCUCCUCAUCCAUCCGUACCCCUGCCCAGCGACCACGCAACCCGUCUGCAUGGCGGGUAUAGCCCCGGGCCUCCCGCCAGCCUGCCCCCCAGGCCCAAUCAGCUACUGAAGUAUGUGGACCCUCAGGAGCAGCAUCUUCUCAGGGGUCCGACAUCGCUGGGUGAUGAUAUGUGGGCUCAGGUGCAGCAGAGGGGUUACCCAGGGAAGAUGUUGGGAGGGCAGCUGAAGAGACCGGCCCCCCCUCUCGGGGAGUACUCGGUCAUCCGGCACACCCCGCACCCCUCCUCUCGCCCCAAUGAGGACUGCCCCAGUCCCAGCAAGAGGAAGAGGAGCUCUGAGCAGGUUCCACACCCAGGCAUACAGAGGUUCUCUGGCCCAGGAGCACCCCUGCCCCCACAGCAGCAGCCCCCGUCCCACUACCCCCCUCCUCCACCCAAACCUGCUUUCUGGAACCCCAUGCACAAGGCGAGUGGCGCCCCCCGGGCCCAGCCCGAACGCAAGAACGGUUCCCCUGAUUUCCAGGUCCGAGCCGAGUCAGUCAAGUCCUGCAUGGGCGGCUACACCUACAAACCUCCCGCCCCCUCGCCCAUCUCCCCACCCCUCACCUCCUCCCCGGGAGGCUACCCUCAGAGGCACAGCGGGCCCCACCCACCCCACAAGCCCUCAUUCUCACCUCAGGCCCUCAAUCAACCCCCCCACAACAACCCCCACAGCUCUCACCCGCAGUACCCUAAACAACCAGCCCCGCCCCGCAUGGGGAUGGAGCCCAGGGGAGGUCCUCCUACCCCCCAGAGAGGCCCUACCACUGGGGAUAGGGGAGUCGACAACCAUCCGCCUCCUCACCACCACCAACCUCCAGCAAGGGGGGACAGGGACAGUAGGGAGCCCCCCCAACCCUCACCAGCAAACCACACCGGCGUGCCUUACAGCCACAACCCCCACUUCCAGCCCCACCCCGGGCUGGGCCACACUGCCCCCCACCCCCCUGCCAGCAGCACAGCAGUACCUCAGCAGCACAACCCCAGUCCCUCCCACCACGAGGCCUGGAGGCUCCAGGGACAGGGGCAGGGCAGGCCACAAAACAACCACCCCCUGGAGUCUGGUCACUACAGGGCAGGGCUGGUACCUCAGGGGCAGCAGAACCAGGCUGGGGAGGGACGCGGGACCCCGGGUCUCCAACACCAUCAGUACCCCCAUAUCAGCUCCCCUCAGGUUCCUACCAGAACCCCCGUCAUCAUCUCCACCCCCCAGGCCCUCUGCUCACAGUCCCAAAACAACCGCUACAACAACAGUAGUAGUAUUACUGGACCUGCACUCUCCACUGUGAUCACAGCACCACCUGCUGUGUGUUCAGCUAACAGCACCUGUAGGAGAGGCAGGGAGACGAUGUCACUGCCCCACCAGUCCUCAGCUGCGUCUCAGCUGGAGAGAGACCCAGAGAGGAGCCCCAUCCACCCCAUGCUGCACCCAGGGUAUCAGGGAGCCCACGCGGGCACUGCCAACCACCCACACCGGGCGCCACCCAGGCCCCAGCAGCAGCAGUUCCCUAGCCAGCACCACCAACAGUCUGUCCAGGGGAAGUCUUACUACAGACGGUCUGAUCCGGAUGGCACUCCGGCCUCCUCUUCAUCCUCCUCCUCUUCGUCAUUCUCAGGACACCAGAGGGCAGGGGAGAGCGUCAUCACCAGCAGGGGGUCUCACCCCAGCCCCCUCACCCAGACAGAGGGCACUAGCUCGCCCCUGCACCGCUCCAUGCCCGCCCCCCAACCCCACACUGUCAGCUCUGCCCCCCAGCCAGCCUCCAACCCCUCUUACUCCAGACUCUGUGCCCAGCCUGCCCCCCAGGCUACCACCACCUCAGCCAAGGGGUAUCUAAAUUCUCGACCCCAGCCACCUCCACCCUCAGCCCCCCAGUCCAUGGAGGAGGCUCUGGAUAAACUGGAUGCUGAGCUGCAGGGUCAUAUGCAGGCCGAGGAGAGGAGGGAGAGGGAGCAGGAAGAGCGGAGGGAGAGGGAGCAGGAAGAGCGGAAGAGGAGGGAGCAGGAAGAGCGGAGGGAGAGGGAGCAGGAAGAGCAGAGGGAGCAGGAAGAGCGGAAGAGGAGGGAGCAGGAAGAGCGGAAGAGGAGGGAGCAGGAAGAGCGGAAGAGGAGGGAGCAGGAAGAGCGGAAGAGGAGGGAGCAGGAAGAGCGGAAGCGGAGGGAGCAGGAAGAGCGGAAGAGGGAGUGGGAGAGAGAGCAGGAAGAGCGGAUGAGGAGGGAGAGGGAGCAGGGGAAGAGGAGAGAGUUGGAGAGAGUGGAAGAGGAGAAGAAAAGAAGGGAAUGGGAAAAAGAGGAAGAGGGAAGGAAGAGGGAUUUGGCAAGGGAACAAGAGGAGAGGAAGAGGAGGACUGAGUUGAUGAAAGAGGAGGAGAGGAGGAAGGCGGAGGAGGAGAUGAGCCGAAGUAAUAAAAGGAGAGAGGAGUCUGCCAUCGAGAGUCUGGAGAGACUCCUGUCCGGCAACUCCUCUGCUCCUCCACCUCCUCGCCUGUCCACCGUCUCCUCCUUUGUCCCACCCACCCCCAGCCAGUCAUCCUCCUCGCCCCCCUACCCCUGGCUGAGCCGGGGCGGGGCUCCCCCUUGUCCCCCAGGCCAGGCACCACCACCUCCCGCCCCCCUGGAGAUGUCACGGCCGCCCCCUCUCACCCCCCAGACGGAGUACGCCAGGGAGAAGCAGAGGCAGAGGGAGAUGUGGGGUGAAACCCCCCCCUCGUCAUUACACACUAGUAACGUCACCUCAGGGAACAACGCCCUGACCUCGUCGGGGCCCUUUUACCCCAACCACCCCUCAAAUAAGACCUUGACACAAGGUGCCCCCCCCCGCCCAUCCAAAGACACCCCCCAUCCCAAGGAGAACGAUAGUCAGCAGGCCCGAGGGGGAGCGAUGGGCGCUGUGGAUCCCAUCCACACCUCCAGCACGGUCACCCUCCGAGAGCCCCCCAAACUCUUCCAGGCGUUCCCCAGGGAUAGCCUUUCGUCUGGGCCCAACACCUCCAGGACCAGCAGCAGCACAUCCAGCACUGGGGGCCUCCCCAACAAGCGCAUGCCCAGCGGAGGCCUAGGCAGCCUGGGUUGCAGCGCCAGCAGCAGUAACAGCGGCGACUCCGACAGCGCCCAGUUUGAGGAGGAACCCUUGGAGCUCUCAACGUUACUCCCGGACGGUCUGGCCAACAUCAUGGCCAUGCUGGAUGAGUCCAUCAAGAAAGAGGAGGAAUCUCUGUACUGUAGCGACCGAAACGGUGCUAGGGAGACCAUCGUAAAUGCCUUCUCUGCUAUGCCGCCGGCCAAGGGCUAUCUGUGUGCCCCGGACCUCAUCCCAGCUCCCAAUCAGCAACCGCAGGGCGACUUUGUUGGGACGAACGUCCACGCCAGCCCCCCUGUACUGAGCCGACAGGGCUCCCUGGCCUCCCCCUGCAGCCGGACCUCCUCCAUCAACGAGGAAGACGAGGAGGGUUGUCUCGCCCUGAAACCCGCUUUGGAGCUCCACGAGCCAGCCGUCCCCCUCAACUCCGACCCCCAGUCAGGGACUAACUACAGCCACAGCGACCUGGCUAAACUCUACGGUCUCCCGGAGCCUGUGAAGAUCGAGGGUGACGACGAGGAUGAGGAAGAUGAGUCAGAGACCCCGUCCAGUUCCCCUCCCCCGCCCCAGAGGCCCCACCUCCACCAGACGGGGGUGAGCAGCACCUUCAAGUCCCAGGCCGCCCUGGAGAACCAGAAGUACGCCUACCGAGGAGGUCCGUUUGGCCGCCCGCCCCCCUCCGCUCUUGGGGGACUGAAGUACUCCUCCUCCCUCUCUCUGGGUCCCGACAUCCAACAGCAGCAGAAUAGCACCUCCCCCACCUCGGAUUCCACCAAUCACCCAGGCUUCACGCCGUCAUCGGCCCCUCCCCUAAAGACCCGCCCACACUCCCCCUCCAGCUGGGAGGCAAAGAGACAGGUCAAUAUCAAGAUGGAGGAGCCUGAUAUCUGGAGAGAUGGGAGAGAGGCCAUGGAGAAGAGGCUCCAUUCCAUGAGGGAGGAGUCCAAGUGUUAUCCCUCUACGCAACCCAUCAAGAUGGAGCCCAAGGAAGAGGCGACGCUUACAACCAUCUCCGAGUCUUCUCUGGCCGAGCUGGGCCGAAGCUGUGAGGUUCUCCUGACCCGACACUCCAGCUCCCUCCCCAGAAAGAACACCUCCGACAGGACCAAGACUGAGCUCAAACAGGAAGGCAGGCACCACAAGCCCGAGAGAGAGCGGGAACGACACCGAGAGAAGGAGAGGAAACCCGGCCGGAGCAAUAAGCACGGGGAGAGGAGAGAGGGGAAGAAAAAGCCGAGGGAGAAACGAGACGAGAUGUCCUCCUCCUCCUCUUCGUCCUCUCACUCCUCCUCCUCCUCCUCUUCGUCCUCUCACUCCUCCUCCAGUUCGAAACGGCACAGGCACAAGGAGAAGGGACACCGGCGGAUCCUUGGGAACCUGGACAUUCAGCGUAAGGAGAUCCGGGAGAAGGCGCGUCCGCGCCGACAUGAGGGGAAGGAGGCUGGGUCCACCAACGAAGGUGAAACCUCCGAAUGGGCGUCCCGUAGUAGAAGUGAAAGAUGUUCAGGAGUCAUGUCCGCUUCUCAGGGCAGAGGGGCUGGAUCAACGCUGCAGGGUUCAGCUGCUGACUUCAUGAAGCUGAAGGCCCUGUCGGACGGGCCGCCCAAGGAGUUGAAGAUCAGGCUGAUCAAGGUGGAGAGCGGCGACCGAGAGACGUUCAUCGCCUCUGAGGUGGAGGAGAAGCGGACACCCUUGGAGGAGAUCAGCAUCGAGAACACCGCCGCAGAGGUCAUCAGGGCCUGCAAGGGUGCGAGGGUGAAGGGGAAGUUCAGAGAGUCCUACCUGCUCCCUGCGUUCUCUGUCAAGCCGCUAUUUACUACAGAGCCCCUCCCACGGGAUAAACUCAACCCCCCCACGCCCAGCAUCUAUUUGGAGAGUAAGAGAGAUGCCCUCUCCCCUGUACUACUGCAGUUCUGUACAGACCCCAAGAACCCUGUUACUGUCAUCAGAGGACUGGCCGGGUCCCUACGACUCAACCUGGGUCUGUUCUCCACUAAGUCUCUGGUGGAUGCUAACUCUGAGCAUGCUGUGGAGGUGAGGACCCAGGUACAGCAGCCUGCUGAUGAGAACUGGGACCCCAGCGGCACAGGGCAGACCUGGCCCUGCGAGAGCAGCCGCUCGCACACCACCAUCGCCAAGUACGCCCAGUACCAGGCUUCGUCCUUCCAGGAGAGUCUGCAGGAGGAGAAGGGUAGUGAUGAAGAGGCUGAGGAAGAUGAAGAAGACAAGGAGAAGAUGAGUAAGGAGACCAGCCCUGAGACAUCUAGCAAAGAACCCACAAGUAAAGAUGCUACCAGUACCGAACAGAAACCAGUGGGAAAGAUAAUCAAGUUUGGCACCAACAUUGACCUGUCAGACCCCAAGAGGUGGAAGGCCCAGCUGCAGGAGCUCCAGAAGCUUCCGGCCUUCAUGCGCGUGGCGUCCAGCGGCAACAUGCUGAGCCACGUAGGUCACACCAUCCUGGGCAUGAACACGGUCCAGCUCUACAUGAAGGUCCCCGGGAGCCGCACGCCUGGCCACCAGGAGAACAACAACUUCUGCUCUGUGAACGUCAACAUUGGGCCUGGAGACUGCGAGUGGUUCUCCGUGCACGAAAACUACUGGCCGGCCAUCGACGACUUCUGUGAAAAGCACGGAGUAGACUACCUGACCGGUUCCUGGUGGCCUGUUCUGGAGGACCUGUACCGAUCCAACAUCCCUGUGUACCGCUUCAUUCAGAGGCCCGGGGACCUGGUGUGGAUCAACGCAGGGACCGUCCACUGGGUCCAGGCUGUGGGCUGGUGCAACAACAUCGCGUGGAACGUGGGCCCACUCAACUCCUACCAGUACCAGCUGGCCCUGGAGAGGUUUGAGUGGAACGAGGUCAAGAAGGUCAAGUCCAUUGUCCCCAUGAUCCACGUUUCCUGGAACGUGGCCCGCACCGUCAAGGUCACCGACCCCGACACAUACAAGAUGAUCAAGCACUGCCUCCUGCAGUCCAUCAAGCACAUCCAGGUUCUGCGAGACCAGCUGGUAGCAGCAGGGAAGAAGAUCUCCUACCAGAGCCGAGUGAAGGACGAACCAGCUUACUACUGCAACGAGUGUGAUGUGGAGGUGUUUGACCUGCUGUUCGUGACGUCUGAGAGUGGCAGCAGGAAGACCUAUGUGGUCCACUGUGAGGACUGUGCCCGCCAGAGAAACCCCAGCCUCUCCAACAACGUAGUGGUGUUGGAGCAGUACCGCAUGGAGGAGCUAAUGAGUACCUACGACGCAUUCAGCCUGACUGCAGCCCCGAGUACACGGUGAUAAAGCUCCUCCCCCUCCACGUCUCACAGCCAUAACCAAAACUCCUGCCAGACAGGACUUAACAUCUUUAAAAAAAUGUUAUUUUUAACCUUUUUUUUUUUUUUGUUUCCCCCUUCGUUAUUUAAGAUGUUUUUACUACUGCUAAUACUUGCCGAUCAAACAGCCAAUCGAAAACCAGUUUACUACUCAUCACUGUUUACAAAACCGAACCGCCAAUCAAAUGCCAGUUUACCCUUGUUGUAGACUGUUCAUGAGCAGCGUUCUGGUUUCCGGAGGACUUGAAAACUUGGAAAGGCAGUUGGUGCUAGCUGCCAUUGUGAACAAGCAACAAAGGGUUGACAGUUAUCAAUGGCAUGAAUUUUAUUAUUUCCAUAUCUUCUUCUUCUUUUUUUUAUCAUGAAUUCUGAAAUUUGUAAAUGCUGUGUGUUUUAUGUGGGGUGCUGUUUUUUUUUUUUUCUAAAAUAAUGUAUUUUCUUUAAGACUAGAUCAGCCCUAGAUAUAUACCACAUUGGCCUUGUGACUUGUAUUUAGAAGAUAAAUAAGAUGCAUUUUUUUCUAAAAGCAUUAAGAAUAAGGAGACACAAUAAAAAUACAAUUGUUUGAAAUGCUUAGAAACAUACGGGUUUUAAAGUCUUUUUUUAGAUUUUCUGUUUAGUCUUUCUUACUCUUGUAUGUGUUGUGUUUUUACAAAUGUAUAACGUUUAUUUCCACGGGAAGGCGAAAGAGUCAAUUGUCACAACUCUUUAGGAGUACAUCAGGUAUUUUUGUUUUAAUGAAUUGCUUCCAUUUUUGCAUUGUUUUUUAUCUCUGAUUUUGUUAGUUUUUUUGCUUAAUAUACAGAUUUAUCAUUUUUCUUCUGGAUUUUACAUUGUACAUUUCUUUUUUUAUUUAAAAUGUUUCUUAUAUUUAUAAGAUGUCAAUGUUCUCCCCUUACUUUUAUUGGGGUUUGAAAGUCAUUUUUGUCCUCUGUAACAACUGAAAGGGUGUGUUAUGGGAGGACAAGGUUCUCUGGUGCUUCUUCUGGUUCUAAAUAUAUAUAUGAUAUUUCUAAUGAAUAUAACUUACACUUUCCCUGUAGUUGGUAGGAUCCACAGCCGAGGUUGAGUUGACGAAUCGAAUACGGUCUUUUUAAUGCGUGGGGGGAAAUUGUCAUUGUUUUUCAUUCUUUUUAGGGGCUUUGAUUUUUUUUAUUUUUAUAUAUAUAUAUAUAUGUAUUAUUGUAAUCUGUUGGAAUAUUGACUUAUGGGAUAGAAAGGUGCUACAGUUUUCGGAUAAACUAUUUUUGUUUUUCCUUCAAGAUAAAUUCUAUUUUUCCUGUUGCAAUAUACCUUCCUUUUCCUUCUCUUUGUGGUCAUUUAUUUAAAAUGCACUCUUUAGAACACACACACCAAACUGAGCCAGACAUUUCUUAAACACUUUGUGAAUUUGUGUGACAUUUUACUAUGACUUAUUAAUAAAUAAACGCUUUUGAUAAAGC
Molecule: messenger RNA, 9386 nt
Organism: Oncorhynchus masou masou (cherry salmon)
Lineage: Eukaryota; Metazoa; Chordata; Actinopteri; Salmoniformes; Salmonidae
Product: lysine-specific demethylase 6B-like
Biological process (GO): regulation of gene expression; heart development
Cellular component (GO): MLL3/4 complex
Molecular function (GO): histone H3K27me2/H3K27me3 demethylase activity; chromatin DNA binding; RNA polymerase II cis-regulatory region sequence-specific DNA binding
Source: RefSeq, a predicted model, not a curated record